AUGAAAACUCAUGAAAAACAUCAACUACUGUUGUGUAAAUUUUAAACUGAUACUCUCCACAAAGAAAAGCUGAAUCAAUAAAUUCAAGUAAUAUCUCUACUUAUUCAUAGGAAAAUUACAUUAUUUCAAACAUUUCAAGGAUUGAAUAAAAAACACAAAUCCACACAAUUUAAGCAUCUCAAUGUGACUUCAAUACUAAAUGUAUGAAAUUAUUCAUAUAGUUUAAGAAUCUUUUUAAGAAUAAAAGGAUGCUCAUUUAGAAAAUAAUAAGAAGUUCUAAGAACAAUCUUAUUCUAAUUAUAAUGAUCUAUCAUCAAAAUGUCAUUUAUUGAAAAAUAAUACAGAGCUCCCUAAAUUAUCAUAAAUGUCCAUAAACCAACAAUUAAUAGACGACAACUUAAGCUGUACAUCUUAAACUUCAUCAGUGUAUACAUUUAUAAUAAUAUUCAGUAGUAUAUAAGUCGAAAAACAAAAAAUAUCAAUUCAAGCAAAGAAAAGAAUUAAGAAAUAAAAGUGCACCAAACUUGAAGUUGUUAAUCAAUCAGGCAGUAGAAAAUAGACUAAUGUAAAUCACAAAGUCUAGAAAAGAGAACAAAAAUCAAUUCCAAACGAUUUACCAUUUUAAAAUGAAAAAGAGGAGAUUAUAUCAGUUCCAUUUUUAGAAACUAUUAUUCACUAAGAUGUGAAAGAAAAAAGUAAAUAUUAGUUUUACUCUAUAUUUUAGCAUUCAUAUUUUCAGAUUAAUACUAUAUGCAUAAUUUAUUUGGCUAUUUAAUGGGAUAUCUAAAAGAUAGCUUUAUGGCCUAAAUGUACAUAAACCACUUUUCUCAAUUAUAUGAUAAUUUGUAAAAAUCAAAAUUAAUUGAAUGCCCAUAAGAUUAUACUUUGUCCUGCAAAAUUUAACCUUAAAAAAGUAUAAAAUUUAAUUAAAAUCAAGAAUUAUAGAAGACCCUAAUAAUAGAUUUAGAUGAAACAUUAGUACAUUGUAAUGAGUAUAGUUGUUUAAAGAGUGAUUUUUUCAUUCCAAUGAGUUAUAAUGAAAAGAUCUAUUAGGUAUGUUAAAAUAUUUAUUGUAGGUUGGAAUAAGUAUAAGGCCUUAUGCUUAAUAAUUUUUAAAAAAUAUGGCUAUGGAAUAUGAAAUCAUGAUUUUUACUGCUUCUAAUUCAGAUUAUGCGAAUAAAAUUAUUGAUUAUUUAGAUCCAUAACGAAACUUAAUAUCAUAUAGAUUAUUUCGUGAUGAUUGUAUUCGAAUAUCAAAUAAUUGCCACAUAAAAGACUUAAGAAUACUGAAUAGGAAUAUGAAAGACAUAAUUUUAGUAGAUAAUUCGGCUUAUUCAUUUGCAUUUUAAGUGGAAAAUGGGAUACCGAUCAUACCAUAUCUAGAUGAUAAAAAUGAUAAGGUAUAUAAAUCAAUAUAAUAAUAUAGGAACUAAUACAUUUAUAACAUUAUCUCAACCAUGUAGUCUAAUUUGAUGAUGUUCGUAGCCAAAACAAUAGGAUUUUUAACUUGAAAAUAGUGCAAAAUUGUGUUUCGAUUUCUGAGGCUGUAAAGCAGUUGAAAGCCUCGAUCUCAAAAUGAUCAAUUUUGUGAAUAAUAG
This is a messenger RNA of Paramecium sonneborni, 1598 nucleotides long. Lineage: Eukaryota; Ciliophora; Oligohymenophorea; Peniculida; Parameciidae. The record is from the annotation of a GenBank genome assembly.